This is a messenger RNA of Bemisia tabaci, 7755 nucleotides long. RefSeq names its product unconventional myosin 81F (gene Myo81F). Gene Ontology annotation, molecular function: protein binding; ATP binding; cytoskeletal motor activity. Gene Ontology annotation, biological process: signal transduction. NCBI's taxonomy places the organism in Eukaryota, Metazoa, Arthropoda, Insecta, Hemiptera, Aleyrodidae. The record is from RefSeq and is a predicted model, not a curated record. Gene Ontology annotation, cellular component: myosin complex; cytoskeleton.
GUUACAGGGCGCUAGAAGGGUGUCGGCGGGCCACGCGGUAUCAUCGCGGGAUGUGUCCGCCAACGGUGGCUGACGUACGGAAACAUGUGUUCGUGUUUAUUAUUCGCUCUCUAGGCAGUUUCUGAAAAUUCGCCGGAGCCUUUGUGCGUGAUCGUCCAAAUAAGUAUCCAGAUCCUCAAAAAUCCGCGAAUAUUUCUGUAUUUAUCUCUAAUGUUAGUGUUGUGCGGUGUCUCUUUCACUGAAACGUUGUUGCUUUUGCAAUUCGCUCAUGAAUUACAUCGUGGAGAAGUCAAAUUCUGUGCUUUUAAAUCAUAGUGAUUUUCGUUAUUUGCUGAUAACAUUUGUUUGGAAUCAUGGAUUCUUACGGAUACCCUUGGUCCGACAACCCAGAGGCUGGGGUGCCGGACAUGACCACCAUAUCGAACCUGGACGAGAAAGGGAUCAACAGAAACCUCCAAGUUCGAUACCUCAAAGAUCAGAUUUACACCUACUCUGGGACCAUUCUGGUAGCUGUCAAUCCGUAUAAAGAACUCAGCAUCUACAGCACCGAUCACAUUUGGCAAUACCAUGGCGCCAAGUUGGGGAUGCUGGAGCCGCACGUCUUCGCUCUGGCAGAAGCGGCUUACACCUCAUUGCAGGCGACGGAUCACAACCAAUCCUGCGUCAUCUCGGGCGAGAGCGGAGCCGGCAAGACCGAAACCACCAAAUUCAUCUUGCAGUACCUGUGCAGCGUCACCAGCACUGUCUCUACUUGGGUCGAGCAUCAAAUUCUCGAGGCUAACACUGUCAUGGAAGCCUUCGGAAAUGCAAAAACCGUACGAAAUGACAACUCAAGUAGAUUUGGAAAGUUCAUGCAAGUUUGCCUGGACAAGAAAUGGAUGAUCAAAGGCUGCAUUAUUCAAGAUUAUCUUCUGGAGCAGUCAAGAAUUACUUUCCAGAGCAAUGGGGAAAGGAAUUAUCAUGUGUUUUAUCAGCUUGUUAGUGCUGCCAAGAUCAAUAAAGAAAUUGCUGAACAAUACAAGCUGAAGCCAGCUGAAUUUUUUGCUUACCUGAAUCAGAGUGACUGCAUCAGUAUAGAGGGGAUAAAUGAUGCACUUAAGUAUGAUACCUUGUGCCUUGCAUUCAAUGUGCUUCGGAUUCCAUUACACAUGGUUGAAGGCAUUUUUAGCACACUCUCUGCAAUCUUGUGGCUUGGGAACCUUACUUUUCAGGACAUUGAUGGCGAGCGGUGUCAGUUAACUGAAGAGGAUCAUCAGAUUUUAAAGACAGUUGCAGAGUUAUUAGGUCUUCAAGUUGAUGACCUAGCUCAAGUCGUUUUACUGCGGCAAAUCAAUGUGAGAGGCUGUGUAACAGAAAUCCCGCUCAAAUUUCAAGAGGCCAAAGAAAAUCGCCAUGCAAUGGCGAAAGCUCUGUAUUCAAGGGUUUUUGCGUGGUUAGUUAACCACAUUAAUACAUGUACAAAUCCAGGACAAGACUCAACAAGGUUUCUAGGAGUUUUGGAUAUUUUUGGAUUUGAAAACUUUGCUGUGAAUUCUUUCGAACAAUUGUGCAUUAACUACACUAAUGAAAAAUUGCAAAAAUUCUUCAAUAACUAUGUUUUUGCCUUAGAACAGCAAACUUACCGAGAGGAAGGGAUCGAGUACUCUCAUAUAGAGUUCACGGAUAAUACUGAAUGUCUAGAACUCAUUGAGAAGCCUCCUCGGUGCAUCUUUAAAUUGCUGACUGAGCAGUGUCACAUGCCAAAGGGCUCUGACUCGGCUUAUCUAGUUAAUCUUCAUAGUGAAUUUGAAUCUCAUCCGUAUUAUAUCAAAGGUGAUGAUCGGAGGAGAUGGGAAUUGGAAUUUGGCGUGAAUCAUUACGCUGGGACUGUGAUAUAUUCUGUUGCCGGUUUUGUUGAUAAAAAUCGGGAUGUUCAGCAAGAUGUCUUCUUUGAUUUUAUUAGUCGUAGCUCAAAUUCAUUAGUUCAACAGUUGUAUAUUUAUCAGGAUUUAUUAGGAGCAACUGUAUCAAAAAUUAACGCUGUAAAUAGUUCAAAUUCAUGCACGGCUUUAGGCACUCUAGCCUCUAGAGGAACAAGUAAAGGGAAACCGACUGUCUCGGAUACAUUUAGACAUCAAUUACAAGCGCUUGUAGAAGUCCUGCAAGCUACUAAUCCAUGGUAUGUACGGUGCAUCAAACCAAAUAUGAUAAAAAAACCAAACCACUAUGAUGAGGUAAUGGUUUCGGAUCAAUUGAGGUACUUGGGUAUGCUUUACACCAUCAUGAUCCAUAGACAAUGUUACCCUGUUCAUCUUAGGUUCCAAGAUUUCUUUAAUAAAUAUUAUUGCUUAGCUCCUCGGAAUGGUCGACGGAAAACUGUGGAUGAAACCAUACGAGCAAUUUUGAAGGGUCUCAACUUUCCGAACAAAGACUGGCAGAUUGGAAAAACCAAAGUGUUCAUCAGGACUGCUGCUUUUGAAACUCUGGAAGAAAAUUGGAAAAAUGUAGUAGCAGCAAAUUCACUAGUCAUUCAACGAUACUGGCGCGGUUACGUUGUUAGGAAAGAGUUUAGAAGAAUUCGCACCGCUGUUUUGAAAUUACAGUAUGCAUUCCGAGGUUGGAAACAGAGAGUAGAAUUUUUGCGGCAAAGGCGGGCCGCCAUUGUAAUUCAAGCACACUUACGAGGAGUCUUUGCUCGUGAGGUCGCAAGUGCUUUGCGAGAAAUGAGAAGAGUUGAAGAUGAGAUGAGGAAGAGAGAAGAAGCCGAAAAGCUGAAAGAGCAAGCUAAAGAAGAAGAACCUGAAGAAGAUGGUGAUGAAAAAUCUGAAGGCGAAAAUGGAGUCACACCUGAAGAAAUUUCUGAAAGGAAAGAAAAACAAAAGGAGGAAGUUGCUGCCCUUGCAAGACACUUAAAUAACAAACUGAGAGAAUCAAAAAGAGACUCUGUGGAUCUGGAUAAUUUGUUUGCAUUUCUGUCAGACAGUCAGAAUGGCAGCAAAAAGCGGUUAAUUGAUCAGAUUGGAGAAAAAAUGAAUGAACUUGUAAAUGAUCUAGAUUACGAGUUGGAGUCUGUUCUGCAGCAAGAAUUAGAAAGUUUGAAUCUACAAAAUAACAUCAACAACAACAAUGGUGAAUCUAUCAAUGGUGCCAACAACCAUACAAACAAUAAUAACAACAAUAAUGCACCAACCUCACUCUCCCCUCUCCAUAAAAAUAUUGCAAACCUCACUAACAAAGUUAACGGCAGUAAAUCAAUCGUAAAACCCAUUGCUCGAUUGCUGCCUGAACCAACUGUUCCUCCUCCUCCCCCUCCAGUCACAACUUCUGCCACGGUUCCAAAAACUGAAGAAAUUCGGCAAAGCGGGAAUACUCUAAAAAACGGGUCGCCUUCUCCAUCCCCUCGGAGCGUCGAUGGUAAUGAGGCCCCCAAAAAAUCAGGGGGAGAACCGAUCUAUGAGAGUGUCAUACCAAGAGAUGAAAAUGGGAGGGGACCUUGUACAUCACCACCUCCUCUUCCUGCUCCUCCUUACCAUAAAUUCCGGCCAAAGAGUCCAACCUUUGAACGGAUUCGUUCAAAUUCACCAGGUGCUAAUCUAGUCUCACCGAAACAGAGUCGUCCCAACUCAAGAGGCUCCUCAGUCUCAACGGGGAUGCAGUCACCAUAUUCUCAUCGAACAGGCUCAGCCAACAUUUGCGAUGAGCCUGCAACGGAAAUGGAGUUGAAUCGAAGAAAUAGGGUAGAAAAGCGUUUACAAGAACUCUCCGUCAAUGGGUCUCAUAACCGCACUACAACCGCACCUAACAAUCUACAAGAAAACUACCAUGAUAUUGUUGAGUUCGCCCAAACUCAUUUCAAUGAUCAUAUAAAAACUCCUGAAGGUACUAUUAUGGCUACACUAACCAGGAAAAGUAAAGCCCUAGAAGUUAUUCCUAAGUAUGAAAUGGUUACUCAUUACCGAGGCUGUACUAUUCCUACUUCGCAUCUCAAAUUAUAUGAUCCAGAUAACAUUACUAUUGCGUGCAGCAUGUUUAGAGAUCUUUGUAAGUAUAGUAGAGGAGAACUGAAGCCUGAAUCGGAACUUUCUACGCUGCAAACAAUCAUCAAGUAUGCCCUUGAUAGAGAGGAAUUACGGGAUGAACUCUAUGUUCAAUGUAUGAGACAAGUUACCAAUAACCCCUUUGUUGAACACGCUGAGCAGAUUUGGCUUCUUCUGUGUUUGUGUAUCGUUGCAUUUCAGCCAAGUAAAGCUCUUUACAAAUAUUUUAUCAGUUUCCUACACAAAAACCUGCAGUGUGAGGGAAAACUUCGUCAGUAUGUGCAGUGGUGCCUUGAUAAUUGUAAAAAUACGAAAGCCUCUAGUCGACAAUAUCCACCAUCCACAGUCGAAAUUGCUGCCAUGAAGCGGUUGGGUACGAUUGUCUGUCGAUUUUUCUUCUUAGAUGGGAGAACAAAAGCUAUAGACAUUCAUCCGACUGAUACUGCAAGUGACGCAGCAAGCAAAUUAGCUGAUAAAUUAGGCUUAAGGUCUUUGGACGGUUGGGCUGUUUACCAAAGUCGGCCGGACGGAGAGGAGCAUGUCAGAUCGCACUGCUAUUUAUAUGAUGUAAUUGCAGAGUGGGAAAUGAAACAAAACAAGAUGGCUGCCGCUGCUAAUUCAUCAGGAUUUGCAUCGCUAACUCGCAAAAGUAGUUCAAAUGCAACAUUAGGUGCUGGAGAGAAUCGUUUCAUAUUCAAAAAACGAUUGUUUCGCAGUUCACGGGAAAUCUCACAAGAUCCUGUUGAAGUUAAUCUCUUAUAUGCUCAAGCAGUUUAUAGUGUUGUUAAAUGUGAUGAUUUUCCUGUCAGCGAGAAAGUUGCACUACAAUUGGCCGGUUUGCAAGCUCAGGUUGCCCUUGGAGAUCCCAAAAUGGAUAAACUUGACUACUACGCAGAUAUUGAUAGUUACCUUCCAUACCGCAUAAGUCGGUGUCGUGGCGAGGAUGUUUGGGUACCUAUUAUUGCUGAAGCUCAUAGGCAAUACGGUGCAGGAAGAUCUGAGCUCAUGGCGAAAGUUUUGUACUUAUCUUGUGUAAUGCAGUAUCCUUUGUAUGGCACAACAAUGUUCCAAGUUACUUACCGUGGCUACUGGUCUUAUGGUAACAAUGUGAUACUAGGAAUCAACUGCCAUGGAAUCUUGCUCAUCAAACCAGAAGACAAGCUUCUAUUGUACGAGUUUGACUAUAGCCAAAUGGAGUCGCUACAUCUUGAUCCAAGUGACAAUUUUAUAACUAUAAAUCUAACUCAUCAGCAUAAUACAAACAAUUCUCACCAACAUCACUGUAUUGUUUUUGAGACAGCACACAGAAGUGAAAUUGCAUCUUUAAUCGUUAGUUAUUACCCACCUUUGACCAACUGCAUUACACAAUCGGAGCUUCCAAUUAAAUUGAUGACGACUGAAGAUCGAGUAAGAUUGUAUCAUAAUUUAGUCAAUGCUAGGCGUGCUCUUGUGGACAGCGAUUUAUUGCGGAAGCCCCUCGAUUCCGCUGCCAAUUUCAUUCGUAAUACUUUGCGCAGGUUAAGCAAAACAAGGCUUGAAAAAUUACGACUUGAAGGUGCUGAAACUUAUCGCGGAUUUGGUCUAUCUUACUGGACGUGUACACGCCAUCCAAUCACUCAGAGCUUAAGUCGGUUGUCUGAACAGGAAGAGGAAAUUGCCCUACAAAUGUUCCAGCUAAUUCUCACGUAUGCAGGCCUGGGACAGAAUGGUGAAGCUUUGCCAAAAGUAGCAACUUCAUCAGAAGACGAUCAACUUGCUCUAGUUCAAAGUCUAACGGAGCGAGCCCUAUCCAGUAACAACCUACUCAAUGAAUUGUAUCUCCAAUUAAUCAAGCAAACAACACCAACGACUCUGAAAGAAACCGACUGUGUGAAUAUGCGUGCCAGCAUUCGCUACUGGGCACUUCUCUGCAUCACAUGUAGUUUGUCUGUGCCCCCAGCGCCACCCUUAGGAACUUAUUGUUUGUAUCACUUGAAGCACUCAGCUGCAACUUUACGACAUAACCAGAUGGCUAGAUAUGCCAGUUAUGCUGAAAAGCUCUUACUUAAAGCUCAAGGGAAACUUAGACGUCAACUUCCUCCAUCCAGAGAAGAGAUCUUUUGCACUGUAAAUAGACGCCCAAUUUACACUAGGAUCUUUUUCAUGGAUGGGCAGUACCAUACUUUUGAAAUUUUACCAUCAGCAACAGCUAAAGAGGUGGUGGAAGCUGUUAAAGCUAAAAUAUGUCUUCGAGAAAAUGCUAUGGGAUACGCUUUGUAUGAGGUUUGCGGGAGUUCCGAACGAAGCUUGCUCAGUGAAGAAAAACUUGCUGAUGUCAUGUCUAAAUGGGAGAGACAGAGGAAGUCAAUCGCCGCUUCUGUAAAUAUCAAUAAUUCGUCCAAUGGAAAGCAAACAAUCAAGCGUCAAUCUCAGCAGCAUUUAUUCCUCUUCAAGAAGCACCUCUUUUUGGAUCAGUUCUUGGACUUGGAUGAUCCUGUCGAGAAAGAGCUUCUUUACCAUCAAGUUCUCCACAGUUUGCGAUGUGACAGAUACCCGAUAUCUGAAAAUGAGGCUAUCAUGUUGUGCUCGCUACAAGCUCAGGUAGAAUUCUCUGAUAGUGGGACAUUGACUGAUGCCAAUUACCAUGCAGCAGUCAGUCACUGCAUGUCCGCGCGACUAGUGCCAAAUAUACCUCUCGAGUGCGUUGCCAUGCAUCACCAGAGUCUUCGUGGAAUGACCUCGGAUGAAGCCAAAAAAGCUUUCUUGAGUCUAAUCAAAAGUUGGCCCCUGCAUCAAGCAACCAUCUUUGAUGUUAUGCAAUCUUUCACGUCUAACUGGCCUCGUGUUCUCUGGCUGGCAGUGGACCAAACAGGCUUGCAUUUACUGGAGCACCGAUCAAGGCAUACUCUGGUCACUUACGAAUACAGCUCAAUUCUAUCAUACAGUCCAGCUCUUAACUGUUUGAUGAUAAUUACAAUCACGGAACAAAAACAAAGCAAAGUAAUUCUAACAACAUCACAAGCUUUCCAAAUAGCAACCCUCAUCAAAGAGUACACUGAUGUUCUCAAGAAAGCACGCUCAAGUGUUCAAAAAACUGCCGACUCAAAGAAAAACUGCCACACAGAAAGCACUAAACAGUUGCACCAUCGUCCAUUAAGCAUCUUACAUAAACCAGCGCCUGAAAUUGAUUCCACUGCCGUUUCAACUGGUUAACUUGCUCUUUUUACGUUUAAAAUUUCUAGUCAUUUAUUUUAUAUGUGUACCAAUAUCUUGUUUUAUUUUAUCAUACAACAAGAAAGAUUUUUCCUUUUACUUAACCGAAUUAAUAUGCAUAAUUUUCCGAAAAAUUUUACAAUAAAAACUCCAACGUUUUUAGAAACUGACUUUCGAUGAAUGCUUAAACUAGUCUUUUGAGGAUCAAACCCAUUCGUUUUCAGGAAAAUUUGUAGAAAAAUUUAUUAAAAUACUCUUAUGGUGAUGAGUGCUUUUAUGUUAUGAAAUGCAGUCAGUUGCAAUGUUUUUUUAUUGCCAGACUAAUGGUUUUAAGAGAGCCUUUGUGCAAUUUUAUUUUCUAUUUAUUUCAAUGUUUUGUCUUGUAUGAGGACAGUUUUAGCUUAGCUGUAAAUUCUUACCAAUGUAGAAUUUCACAAAAAGAAUUUGCUUUUAGGUAGUUCUUUUUUAGGCAAAUCCUGUUUAUCUUGCACUUAUGUCAUAAUAAAGAUUAAAAAAUCAUGUGUAAGGCAGAGGAAAGUAUACAAAA